Entelurus aequoreus (snake pipefish) is the source of this 411-nucleotide messenger RNA. Its product is annotated as vasopressin V2 receptor-like. The transcript has 3 exons. Gene Ontology annotation, biological process: regulation of systemic arterial blood pressure by vasopressin; positive regulation of vasoconstriction; G protein-coupled receptor signaling pathway. Lineage: Eukaryota; Metazoa; Chordata; Actinopteri; Syngnathiformes; Syngnathidae. The record is from RefSeq and is a predicted model, not a curated record. Gene Ontology annotation, molecular function: peptide binding; vasopressin receptor activity. Gene Ontology annotation, cellular component: membrane. Bases 1 to 411 code for a protein of 136 amino acids.
AUGGAGCCUGCAGCGCCCCCUACUGUCUGUGCUUCACCUGCUCGCCAAAGAGGAGGAGGAGAGGCGACAGCAGCCAUGUCCAAGACAGUGAAGAUGACUCUGGUCAUUGUGCUCGUCUACAGCCUUUGCUGGGCUCCCUUCUUCAGUGUGCAGCUGUGGGCUGCCUGGGACCCCGAUCCACCUGAGAGAAGUGAGAUAUUUAAUGUGCUCAUGCUGCUGGGCAGCCUGAACUCCUGCACCAAUCCUUGGAUCUACUCUGCAUUUUCCAACAGCAUCUCUCCUGAGCUCCGUCUCCUGCUGCUGUGUCGCACACACGCACAACGCAGAAGUUCUCUACUAAACGACUCAUCGGGCACACACACUGCCCUGUCGCCUGACACACACACACAGGAGCGUUGCACCACAUUCUAA